AUGGGCUGGGAGAGACUGGGAUGGACUGGGAGGGGGAUUGGGGGUGAUCCCUGCAAGGAUCCCCCCGGCUUCCUCAGCCCCCAGCUGGGACCCGGCGCCGCAGCCCGGGGGCUGGGGGGGGAUCCCGCGUCCUGCGGGGGAGGAGAGGGAUCCACCGGGAGCGGAUCGGGAUCCUCUGGGAACCCGGGAUCCCAUGGAGGGAGACCGGGAUCUUCUGGCGGAUCGGGAUCCUCUGGGGAAUCGGGAUCAUACGGAAGUGGAUCCGGAUCCUCUGGAGGGAGACCGGGAUCCUCCGGUGGAUCGGGAUCCUCUGGCAACCCGGGAUCCUAUGGGGGAUCGGGAUCAUACGGAAGUGGAUCAGGAUCCUAUGGCAACCCGGGAUCCUAUGGGGGAUCGGGAUCAUACGGAAGUGGAUCAGGAUCCUAUGGCAACCCGGGAUCCUAUGGGGGAUCGGGAUCAUACGGAAGUGGAUCAGGAUCCUAUGGCAACCCGGGAUCCUAUGGGGGAUCGGGAUCAUACGGAAGUGGAUCAGGAUCCUAUGGCAACCCGGGAUCCUAUGGGGGAUCAGGAUCCUAUGGAGGGAGACCAGGAUCCUCUGGAAGCUCGGGAUCCUAUGGGGGAUUGGGAUCCUAUGGAGGGAGACCAGGGUCCUCCAGUGGAUCGGGAUCCUAUGGCAACCCGGGAUCCUAUGGGGGAUCAGGAUCCUAUGGAGGGAGACCAGGAUCCUCUGGUGGUUCAGGAUCCUAUGGGAGUGGAUCGGGAUCCUAUGGAGGAUCGGGAUCCCAAGGGGGUAGACCGGGAUCCUAUGGGGGAUCGGGAUCCUAUGGAGGGAGACCGGGAUCUUCUGGUGGUUCGGGAUCCCAGGGAGGGAGACCAGGAUCCUCCAGCGGAUCAGGAUCCUCUGGGGGAUCCUUCGUCUCCCCGGGAUCUUCCGGAGGGGAGCCGGGAUCCUACGGGAGCCGCCCGGGAUCCGCCCAGGGCGACGGCUCCGGCUCCUUCGUCUCGCCCGAAUCCGGGGGGGAGCGGGGAUCCCACGGGCACGGCAGUGGAUCCGGAGCAGGGAGACCCGGAUCCCCGGGGGCGAGCGGAGCCGGGUCAUCCUAUGGGGGAUCCGGUUCGGGAUCGGGCAGACCCGGAUCCCAAGGAGGGAGCGGAUGGGGAUCCUCCGGGGGAUCGGGAUCCUAUGGAGACACCUCGGGAUCCUACGGCCUCCCUGAGACCUACGGGGACGACUCGGGAUCCUACGGGGACUCGGGAUCCCAGGGGGGCGGAUCUGGAUCCUCUGGGGGGUUGGGAUCAGGAUCCUGGCCCGGGUACAAGAAUCCGGGGAUCCCGUUCAUCCCGGGGCUGAAGGAUCCCGCCCGGAUCGGGGGUUACAUCCCCGUGCGCCGCGGGCCCGGGUCGGGAUCGGGACCCGGAUCUGGACUGGGAUCGGGAUUUGGAUCCAGAUACGGAUUGGGAUCAGGCUCAAGACUGGGAUCCGGCUACGGAUUGGGACCGGAGUCGGGAGCAGGAUCUGGAUCCAGUUAUGGAUUUGGAUCGGGGUCGAGACCUGGAUCGGGAUCAGGAUCGGGAUCAAGACCCGGUUCGGGAUCUGGUUACGGAUUUGGAUUGGGAUCAAGACCUG
Molecule: messenger RNA, 1627 nt
Organism: Mesitornis unicolor (brown roatelo)
Lineage: Eukaryota; Metazoa; Chordata; Aves; Mesitornithiformes; Mesitornithidae
Product: glycine-rich cell wall structural protein 1.8-like
Exons: 1
Source: RefSeq, a predicted model, not a curated record